AUGAGGGAAAGCAUAUAUAAUUUAAUACCCUUAGAACAGCCACCUAAAGCUUCCUUACCAAGAUAUAAAUCAUGUAGCCAGAGAGAAGUGAUAUCCUUAUUUAACAUUAAAAAGUUUCCUUGUAAAACUAUGGGAGUCCCAAAAGUUAAUCCACCAAAUCCGCAAUGCUAUCUUAAGAUGAGACACUCAGCACCUGAAUUAUUUCGCAAAAACGACGAGCCAUUGAAGGGCAGCUAUUAUAAAUGUAAUCUUUCAGCUAAAAGAGAACCCCUGCCGUCUCUUAAAUCUAAAGCAAUGAACGUCAUUUCAUGCAAAGAUUUUAUCAAAAAGAAUAUAAGGAUGAUAGAAGCGUCAGUGCCUUCAAAACCCAAACCGUUUGUGGUAGAUACGAGGACAGGCCAUAAGUUUGAUAUCAAGUGUUCUGGUCUUGAGCCUUUUUAUAUUAAGCGUAAGGAUUUUGGUGAAUUGCCGAAAUAUCUCUCUGAGCGUGAGAAAGCCGCUUCUGAAGCCCAAAAGAACUAUGAAGAAUACAUUAAACAACUUAAGGAGAAAAAUGCUCUGAUGGUUAUCACAAAAGAUGAGAAAAAGUCUUUAAUUGAUCAACUAAAAGACAAGUGGCAGCAAAGAUAUAGACAGUAUCAAUCUUUAUCUGUUAUGAUUGACACUCCCCCAAAAAUGCACCACAAAUUAUGGCUUGAAAAAGAAAUGGAAGACAUAGAAAAAGACAUAAACCUCUUGGAAGGAUACGAUUAUAUUUACGUUACCAAAUAA
This is a messenger RNA of Schistosoma margrebowiei, 771 nucleotides long. Lineage: Eukaryota; Metazoa; Platyhelminthes; Trematoda; Strigeidida; Schistosomatidae. The record is from the annotation of a GenBank genome assembly.